CUGACCCACCCAAGCCAAGCCGGGUGACUACAAGGUUAGCCUGCAGAGCGACAGCUACGCAGCAGCCACAAAAACCUGAAGCAGCGGACCUGUCGCUCGGAGACCGGGACGUUUGGGAACAGCCCUCUGCGGAGAUGACAGGGGACAUGGGAGAACCAAGACGGCAAGAGAAGGCCACCCAGGAGGGACACAUCUGGGGCUCCAUGAGGAGGACAGCUCUCAUCCUGGGCUCCGGGCUGCUCUUGUCUGUGGCCUUCUGGAACUCGGUCACAUGGCAUCUUCAGACAUUUUGGGGUGCUUCCGGCUACUUUUGGCAGACCCAGUGGGAGAAGCUGCUGUCCACAUUUGAAGGCAACAAGUUAUUCCUGUUCAUUAUAGGUGCCGCCCUCAUGCCUGUGCUGUGCUUCUGGGGUUUCAACGGCCUCCUGCUGCUGGUGGACACAACAGGGAAACCCACCUUCAUCUCCCGCUACCGCAUCCAACUUGGGAAGAAUGAACCUGUGGACCCCGUGAAGCUACGUCAGGCUAUCCGCACAGUUCUUUUCAACCAGACUAUGAUCUCUCUGCCCAUGCUGGUCGUCUUCUAUCCUUUCUUCAAGUGGAGGAGAGACCCCUGCUCUCGAGAGCUGCCUACCUUCCACUGGUUCCUCGUGGAGCUGGCCCUUUUCACCCUUGUAGAGGAAAUCUUGUUCUACUACUCACACCGGCUCCUUCACCACCCAAAGUUGUACAAGAUUCACAAGAAACAUCAUGAAUGGACAGCACCCAUUGGUGUGACGUCAAUCUAUGCUCACCCUAUAGAACACGUGGCUUCCAACAUGAUACCAGCUAUGGUGGGUCCUCUAGCAAUGGGCUCCCAUUUGUCCUCCAUCACUGUGUGGUUUUCCCUGGCUCUCAUCAUCACCACCAUCGCCCACUGUGGCUAUCACCUGCCCUUUCUGCCUUCACCUGAGUUCCAUGACUACCACCAUCUCAAGUUCAACCAGUGCUAUGGGGUGCUGGGGGUGCUGGACCACCUACAUGGGACUGAUGUCAUGUUUAAGCAGACCAAGGCCUAUGAGAGACAUGUCAUCCUGCUGGGCUUCACCCCACUUUCAGAGAGCAUUCCUGAUCCUCCGAAGAAAAUAGAGAGUCUACUCGGACCAUCCAGGCUGUUCCCUCACAAAUACAAGUCGCUCAGAAGGAACAAUGACAGCCUGCUGGAGCUUCUCAACUGACGUGCACUCUAGCUCCUGUGCUUUAGCCUGUGUGCAAACUGGGGCUGAGCUCCAGGACUGCCCAUCUUGGGGAAGACCCAAGUCAGUUGCUCUCUAAACCCAAAUCACAGUCUUCUCCCCACAACCAUGAGCUUUACAAAACAUGGACAAAGGGCAGGUCCAUCUUCCCUCACAUGGUAAAUCAAUGGUGAACAGGCUCAGGGAAUACUAGAGCAAUAGGGUUUCUCCAGUAAAGUUCUGCCAGGCCCCUACUCUGGCAGCAGUUAGGAGCCCCAAGAUCCCGAGACCUUGGCAUCAAAGUUGGCUCUGGAAGGCUGCCACCAUCACCAUUUGUCAAAUUUCAGCACAACCGUGAUCUUAUAUUUUCAGGUCAAGGUCAAUCAAGAAAACUCCCCAUUACAAAGUAAAAUAAGACAGCUGGGUAGUUUGUGUGUAGUCCCAGCUGCUCAGAACUUAGGCCCAGUUCAGAGCCAGCCUGCACAACAGAGUGAAACCUGAAGGUCUGAUGGACCAGCUCUUCGGAACCAAAUACAGAACAGGGCUUCAUCCCAUGGCACUGAGGUCCACACGAGGCUGGGCUUGCUGGCAACUGAGUACCUCCUCUGAGUACCACCACCUCUGACCUUGUGCCCUCAUAUUCCUUCAAGCACCAAGCCAUUCCCCAACCCCAGCAUCGUCGAAAGAUGGCAGCCGAGAAAUGAUCUCUGCAUUAUCAUCAAAAGGGGCAGGGACAAGAAGUCAGGAAAUGGACACUGUGAGGUGCUGUCAAGGGUACAUGGCUUGUCCCUGGCAAAGAAGCAUGUAAAUAAAGCCUCCUUUUAACUCCA
Molecule: messenger RNA, 2044 nt
Organism: Meriones unguiculatus (Mongolian gerbil)
Lineage: Eukaryota; Metazoa; Chordata; Mammalia; Rodentia; Muridae
Gene: Faxdc2
Product: fatty acid hydroxylase domain containing 2
Biological process (GO): sterol biosynthetic process
Molecular function (GO): iron ion binding; C-4 methylsterol oxidase activity
Source: RefSeq, a predicted model, not a curated record